AUGGGACGUCUCUCCCAUACUCUACCACUUCUUGGCAAUGCCAUCCGCUUCUUGCAACCCCGUCAUGUGCUCUUCUCCUGGUUCGUCGACCAACAAGCCCGCUAUGGAGACGGUACGUACGAGAUAUCAGUCCCAUCUCUGCCACCAGGAGUGGUCAUCUCCAGCCCUGCCAACCUCGAAUUCGUCCUGAAGAACGAAACCCUCGUCACAAAGGGUGAUUUCUUCCGCUCUCGCGCUUGGGAUCUCUUUGGGCACGGCAUCAUUAACGCGACAGGCCCUGUAUGGCGUGCCCAACGCAAAGCCGGCCUACGCUUCUUCAGCGGCACCACACUCGAAGCCCUCGUCGACGAUGUUCUGCCAGAACUCUACCAUGACGUCGAAAACACCCUCCUCGCCGCUUUCCAGUCCGGCGAAACCCUCGACCUCCAGCGUGUCUUUCACGAUCUAACCACCAGCAUCAUGGGCCUAAUGGCCUACGACAUGCACAUCACAUCCGCGCACCCCUUCUCCCAAGCCUUCAACCACGCCUCUGCGCACAUCGCUUCCCGCUUUCAGAACCCGCUCUAUCCCCUCACCGAGCUCUUCUCCGGCGGCCCCUUCCGCCGCGCUGUCCGCGAAGUCAAGCGCUUCGGCCUCUCCAUCGUGACCACAGCCAAAAAGCGUCGCGGCCACGAGGCCUUCGCCUCCCUACUCGAAGGCACCGAGACCCCCCACUUCGGCACGCUAAUCGACUCGCUGAUCGAAUCCCUCGACUCGGACCCCACCCUCGUCGCAGACGCCGCCAUGAACUUCCUCUCCGCCGGCCGCGACACCACCGCCGAGUCCCUGACCUGGACUUUCUACGCCCUACUGCGCCACCCCGCCGCCCUCGCGCGCCUCGAAUCCGAGAUCCGCGCCGCCUUCCCACCAAACAACACCAAGGAAGAGGUCGCCCCUAUAACGAUGGCGGGCCUCCAGCCCGCACACAUCCCCUACGUCAUGGCCGUCUUCUACGAAGCCCUGCGCCUCUACCCGCCCGUCCCCAUCGAGAUCCAACAGGCCGCCGAGCCCCUCACAUUGCCGGACGGCACGCACCUCCCCCGCGGCGCCGUGCUCGUCUGGUGCAUCUGGGCUUUAAAUCGCUCCCACAAACUCUACGGUCCGGACCCCGAGGCCUUCCGCCCUGAACGCUGGCUCGAUGACGCCACCGGCAGAUUCGUGCCGCCGCGGGAUAACUGGGUGUUCCCGGUGUUUAAUGGCGGGCCCAGGGCGUGUUUGGGGAGGAAGAUGGCGGAGGUCUUGGCUUGUUGGGUGCUAGUGAGGGUGGUGAGCGAGUGGCAGUUCCGGGAGGUGGGGAUGCAGAGGGAAGAUGGGGAUGGGCUGCGGGAGCGGGUUAGUGGGCUGAGCUUGACGUUGCCAAUGGAGGGGGGCUUGCCGGUUAAGGUGAUGAGGCAGAGGCGGCGGAAGGGAGGUGGUGGGGUGGAGGCGAACCUGGAGAGGAGUGCUACGGGGAAUGAGUAG
Molecule: messenger RNA, 1500 nt
Organism: Cyphellophora europaea CBS 101466
Lineage: Eukaryota; Fungi; Ascomycota; Eurotiomycetes; Chaetothyriales; Cyphellophoraceae
Exons: 2
Coding region: 1-1500 (499 amino acids)
Molecular function (GO): oxidoreductase activity, acting on paired donors, with incorporation or reduction of molecular oxygen; heme binding; iron ion binding
Source: RefSeq, a predicted model, not a curated record